Messenger RNA from Pomacea canaliculata, 7512 nucleotides. RefSeq lists its product as uncharacterized. Gene Ontology annotation, biological process: G protein-coupled receptor signaling pathway. The coding region runs from base 1258 to 2997 and encodes 579 amino acids. The transcript is spliced from 3 exons. The record is from RefSeq and is a predicted model, not a curated record. Gene Ontology annotation, molecular function: G protein-coupled receptor activity. Gene Ontology annotation, cellular component: plasma membrane. NCBI's taxonomy places the organism in Eukaryota, Metazoa, Mollusca, Gastropoda, Architaenioglossa, Ampullariidae.
GCUUGUCUCGCGCGCUGCGAGCAUGGUGCUUCAAUCACGUGUUUAUCAUUGCACUUGGUCAAGUGUUAAAUAUGUAGGAUGAUGAGGUCUGACUACCCCAAACAGUAUUUUUGGUUUGAUUGUGAUGACACAGCUAACAGCCACCAUAGCUGGGAGACAAGUCGGGGGACUCUAGCCUCUCUAUCGUUAGUCACGUGAUGCACUGGUCUGCACGCGCUUCUUGGUGUAGUGUGGUGAUGGGCAGACAAACCAGAUCCUCUGGAGGAAUUCGUUGUUAAAGGUCUAGUAGCCAACACUUUUUCCACAGCCAAUGAUACCGUGCCCAGAGCAUUGGGUGAAUAUUUGCCUUCUACAAUUUCUUCUGACUGGACAUUGAAAGGAUGAAUGACAAAAAUAGAUACGAAUGAAAGAACAAUUAAAAGCACAAUGUGAGGACUUUGAAAAAUAAAAUGGAUAAUUUUGGAAGAAUCAGCUUCAGAACGGAUAUAUUACAGAAUUAUGAGGACAUGAACGAACUCCUAAGAAAAAAAGAAAUUCACACCCAGACUGAAAAAGAACUCGACACCUCAGAUUUGUCUAGAAAGAUAAUUCUGAAGUUUAUAAUGGCAACGAGUGUAAGAGGAUUACAGUGAGUGUGCGCGAGAGAUUGCGAGAAUUGUGAUCGAUCGUUUCAACAAGAGAUUGGACAAGGAAUGGAACAAAGCAGCAAACACAGUCUUAGUCCACGGAAGGAAUGAUUCCUAAUUGUACACUUCUGUGGCUGAGGAGGCAAGAUGGUGGUGAUACACAACACUGAACGGAUUUUUUUAAGCAUCGAGGGUUAAUGUAGCGGAGAGCAAACAGUUGAGAUCAGGACUACAGCCAGUGAAGAAGGGAGGAAAGUUCGGUAGCUGCAAGAAUGAUGGACUUUAUGGUGAAGAGAGGACAACACCAACUCAGGACCCCAGGAGCUCACCAGCCAGAGGACCCAACGACAACACCAGACAAGGAGAUGCUGUCCAAAGGCACGUGACGAUUGCCCCUCGUGUGUUCACAUCGGAUGGUCACGGAUCGCCGCUCGGUCUGGCCGCAGCAGGUGUGCAAAGGUCAGCUACAGUCAGCAGCUAAGGUGUGGUGACCCCUGGUUGUAAGUAUUCCAGAGUUCAACAGGAGCGACCUCUGACGGCGAAUGUUCGACAUUGCCCUCAACACCAGCUGGAGUGGAUAUGAGGAGACGACGAGAGCAAGGACUGGCCUGAGGUUUGAGCCUGGUCAGCAAUGAACUACAGCAGCGACAGCGCCGACCCAGACUCUAGCCACGCCGACGACGACCUCUGCCACGCGGCAGACAAGGUCGUCAAAUGGAUGUGGUCCACCAUCGCUCCCUUCAUCAUCAUCAUCGGGUUGCUAGGCAACCUCCUCGUCAUCAUCGUCUUCGAGCGCCUGCACUUCCGGAAGUCGAGCACCCUGCUGCACAUGUUCGUGCUGGCCUUCAACGACAGCGUCAUCCUGUGUCUGGGUCCCGUGAGAUACUGGACUAAGGAGGUCUUCCAGUUCGACCUGGCCACCAUCUCCGACUUCGGAUGCAGGCUGAACUUCUUCGUCCUCUACACCUCUCUGGAUUUCUCGGCGUGGAUUUUGGUGUCCGUGUCCGUGGAGAGGGUCGUCAGUGUUCACAAACCACUCCACGCGCGGAUAUGGUUCACCGUGAACCGAGCGCUGAUACGACUGGUGAUCAUAUUUGUGUUGCUGUGUGGCAUCAACAUGCAUUUCUUUUUCACCAACGGACUGGUCUCAAGUUUCAAUUCCACCUCUUCCGACAACAACACCGGAAUCAACACAACAACAACAGCAACAACAGACGAUUCACAGAGGUGUGAUUCUCUACCAGAGUUCUCCGUGUUCAAUAAUUACUACUUCGUGUGGAUCGACCUCUUCUUCGAUUCCCUUUUUCCGUUUGUAUUGAUGGCCUUGUCAAACUGCUUUAUCGUUAAAUCUUUACGCGAAUCAAAAAGAAACCGCCCUCGGACGACGACUAGACGAGCCCUGCAGCAGCACAUCGGUCGGGGUCACAGGGUCGAGGAGACAUCCAUGUCUCAGGAUGGGUUCGAGUCGGAGGAUCAAGCGGUGCCUCAGCCCAACGGACACGCAGUCGGUGAAGUGUACGAGUCCGGGGCUUAUGAACAGUCCAGGUCCUCGGAUGGCGACGACGCUUUUGAAAACGAGAGAGAGGCAGUGACCUCUGACGUCAGAGGCUCGGAGGGCGUGAGUAGUAGUGGUCAUUCUGCAGCACCGGAACAAACUCUGGAGGAUGCUCUGUCAAGAGGAGGUAAUCACAUCCGCAUGGAGGCCGACGUCCAUGCGAGAAACGACAUGGUUCUUGACAGGGGAGGCGACUUGCAUACAGGAAGGCCGACAACCAAUGUCAGACUGACUAGGCAGCAUGAGCCACUCGCGAAGCCCGUGCCAGUCAUCUCGUGGGGCGUGACCCGGAUGCUGGUGUUGGUCACGACAAUAUUUUUGGUGACGACGCUGCCAAACUCUAUUUACUACAUCAUCGACACUUUCCUGUACGACUACAGCGCCACCUGCUCCCGCACCAACGCCAUCAUGAACAUGGUGAAGGUGGUGACCAACCUCCUGCAGUACAGCAACUACGGCAUCAACUUCUGGCUGUACUCGUCGCGCAGCAACCGCUUCCGCAUGGAAGUCAAGUACAUGCUAGGAAUGGUGGGCAGCAGGUUCCGACGUCACUUCAAGUCCUCAAUACUCAGCGGCACGGCCAGCGCCCCCCACUUCCGGUCUCAACUGAGACAGGAGGCCAGCGGGUCGGACCGACAGACCAGCUCGGUCAAGUCUAAGGGCUCAACCAAAGACAGGAUCUUACGAAGAAACAAUUUAAAAAACUCUCGGAACAAAGACACCACGUCUCCGUUAGCGAGGGAAGACCAGCUCUACGCCCGGCGACCGUCUGCUGGCAAGAUUUAUUAUAAUGAUGUGGGGUCAGAGGUCUUCUGACCAGAGGUCACACGCAACUCCUGCUUCGAGCAGCAGCCACGACAAAAGUGGGUCUGGACAAGAGAUUUUAGAACUGAGGACACGGACAAAUGGUUCUAGGAGAGGAGCCACCAUUUUGUCAGGACUUCAUGAAUCAGAAUUUCACUCAGACGCCAUCUACGCCGAAAUAAACGAGGCCGAGGUUGUGUCCUUUGCUGAAACUCCUGGAACAAAUGACAUCGUUAACCCUCAAGUAAAUCCUCCCGACCUCCUAGCUACACAACAUGGAGAGCAUCAUCCAAGGUUCACAAACUCCAGGCGAGAAAGAAGUGAUUUCCCUCCCUUGGCAGGAGGUGAGGUCCGAAGACAGCAGCACAUAUCCUUUAAACUCGUGUCCCCUGAAGACGUGGAACAUGGUGGCCAGCCUGCCCACAGACAGGCCGACAUCUUGUCCCAAGACUUGCCGGAAAUCGUUUGUCCAAACUGUGAAAAACGACCGCAGUCUGAACACCAUUCUUUGCCCGAUGAACCGGAAGGUGAAGACAGUGCCUCGGAGCUGAUGGCGCAAGGACCUCGUGAAGUGACCUGCUGGAGACUUUGACCCUCCUACAACAUGUUUCUCUCUGAAGGACCGUCUGGACCCGAUGGACAAUGCUGACUGUGGCUAAUAUUUAUAUGGCGGUCAGUGGAAAAUGGCCGACAUGAGUCAGAUAUUCAGAAUAUCUGGUUACGAAAACUAAAAUCUUUCUGGCUUUUGUUGAAAUGAUGUCGAUGGUUUAUAUUCUUGUUUUUCAAGAAAGAACUUUACUGUGAGAUUUUCAGCUCAAUAUUUGGAGUAAUAAUAGCAGACACUCAAACUUUUAUCAGCUUACAUAUAUAUUCUUGAUUUACGAAUGUUCGCAAUAGCAUUGGCUCUCAUAUUUCAAAUGAAGUCAAGUACAAGUGUCACAAUUGUCAACAUGUCAACUGAAGUAGAUUUUCACUUCCUUGUCAGACCUCGGUGUCUGAGGCUUUGCUUGUCUAAAUUAUUGCAGUGAUCGUCCAGUAUUAUCAUUGUUAUCAGAGUAUUACUUUUUCUAAGAUGAAAUGACUGAUAGUAUUUGCUGUGUCACACUGUUAGCAGGAGGAGAUAAUGUUGGAAGAAUGUUGUAAAGGGCAUUAUUUGAUGUAAGUCAUACAUUUGUGACAACAAAUAUUGCCAGACAACCUGGUCAACCAGCUGAGGACAGAGCUCAUAACACACUGAACACAUGUUUGUUUUGUUUACAGUGUUACUUUUAUAACCUCCGCAUCUGUCGUGCUUUGAGCAGCGAUGUUGUCUUGUCUGUUUGUAUGUUUUUAGAGAAUGUUCAGUAGAAGUGAGACUGAGAGCCAGUCAAUCAAACUGACACUGAAAGACUUUCAUUGUACAGAGUGUGCACUAGUCAUUACAGUUAACAAAACUUGGUUAACCUCAGCUCCACCCCUAAAAAUGUUCCCUCAAAGCAUUGUUUCGUUCGAGCUGCUGGUAUCUCAACAAACUGCUCAAACUAUUCGCUAUCUCUUUCUUUGAAACAAGGUGUAGGGAAGGGAAAUAAUUAAUGUUCCUGGAUCCGUCACCAAAACGUGUCCUCGGUCAUCGCCUUAGUCCUUUCUUUCCUUCUAUUAAAAAAUUGUAAUCUCGUUGACUAUGUAAGAGUAUCUUGAGACCCCUGCGAGGACAAAAAUUGCUGUCCCCGAAAAGAUUACAUGAAGAGUGGAGUGCAGCACUCGGGGUUAGUUGGCCAUCCUCGAUCAUCAGACACCAGAGCACUUGGCGUGUGGUCUGUCCUCCAGUUUAUCACAAGAACCGAGAUAGGACUGAAGCUCUAGAGAUGUGUCACCUGCAGCCGGAAGUCCUUCAGUAGCUGCGCACAGACCCACGGAGCAUCCUCUCGUCUACUGUCAACUGGUGUGGAGACCUGCCUGCCGAGACAGAGAGUCUGUGAUAGUCACUUGAUGGUCGUCAGCAGGGCAAAGGUCACGGACUGCCUACAGGCCCCUCCCCUCAACUCCUGACAAAAAAGUGCACGUGAAUUCAUAUGACAUCCACAUUCAUCACGAAGAAAAACGAAGCAAUUGUUGGGACAGACCACAGGAAAUGACAGGAAUUGUUUAAAUAUCUACAAAGUGCAACAAACUUGUUUAAAUAUCUACAAAUUGUAUUUUUCCAGUGGCUCAGUUUAGUUUAGAACAAGCGAUGAUUUGUGUGAAUGAAGUCAUUGCCUUCCUGAACUCUGCAAACAAACUCAAAAUGGUUAAAACCACAAACAUGAAUGUAUUUGCAAUUCUUGUAUUGUCGUGACUAUAGCCAAUGGAAUAACUGAGGACCUUUUGUUAUUCAGACCUAUCAUAACUUUGGUCUCAGUCUAAACAGGGUUAGUUUGUGUGCUUGUAUUUUUCCCACUGGAAUUUUUUCACUAACAUUUUGUGAUAUCCUAUCUUGAACUGAGCUCAACUCAAUCAGGCGGAAAAAUUGGUCACUCUGGACCAUCCUGAGAAAUAUUGUUCACAGGUGAGAAACUAUACAAACUCAUAGAUAUCCCUCCGUGAUUCAAACCUCUGUGAUUUGUCAUUCUGCGGAGAUGUAGUCACUAUAUAGUCACUAAAAUACUGAAUGAAUAGUUAAAAACAAGAAGCUCAGGUUCAAAUGUAUGCCAAAGACAUAACGAUCAGUGUACAAAGCAUGGUGUAGGUGUAAAGAUGAAACUCGUGUCUGUGGCAAACUCAGAGUGUAUUGUAGAAGUUAUGUAGAGGAUGACAUGGAGCUUGUAUGUAUGUAUCAGUAAAUCAGAGUGUAUUGCAGCAGUUGACAUGUAGAGGAGAUGGAACCUGAAUGCAGGACACUGUAACUACGAAUAUAAUGUAUAAAUAAUAAAGAAAAGAGAUGGCACUUGGAUGUAUACCCCGGGUAUGGAGGAAUAAUCAGGAUGUAAGAAGUAUAGUACACUGUACUAGUGUUAGAGAUGAAAUUUGGAUGAAUACUGAAACUUGGUUUCUAAGAAUUCGAUGGACGAACUUCCGUUUUCUUGGUAGCCAGUAAUUCCAUACAAACGUAGUAAAAUAAUCAGUGGACCAUAUAUCAAUCUCUCUUACAAUGUCGGUUGUAAACUUCUUUAUCUUUAUCUGACCCUCCUUGAAGUCUACCGGUGCACAGAUAAGGGGACAGGGGCUGACAGUCAUUGCCCUAGUGGUAACAUUGUAUGUAGUGUCUGCAAGGUCUAACAAACCAUGUGUUGUGUCCAUGUUGUCUCAACAUGUUUACACGACAUCUCUCAUUGGUGGUGUCACAUGAAGCUAGUCAGCAAGUGGUGAUGUUCCCUGUCACAAAGAAAUCCUGAGGACCUCUCUUCAUACUGCUUAAACUUUAGUUGACAGUAAGAUUUACAGCAAUGGAGAUGAAAAAGUAUAAUUCGUGAAUACAAAAGACCGUGUAGGUGGCUAAAAAAUAAAGUGAUGAUCAAGGUUACGAAGAUGAGAGUGGUCCACUGUCUCUACUGUGUUACAUCAGGUGGAAUAAAGAGAACCAUAAAGUAGAAAAAGCGACCUGACAAUGGUCCACCUUGUGUGGAGUGUGGCAUGAUGAAUACUUCACACCUCGUAAUAAUAAUAUUCCUGUGGUGGAAUAUGAACACUUCAAAGAAAUUAAAUUUUUUUUGGAAAGGACAAGAAUGAUAAAAAAAAGCCCGUUGAUAUUACUUUAUCAAUAUCAGUGCACCCUACCUCAGUGGUUGAAUGGCUAACGCCUAGCAGUCUAGUAACAUGUUUGUAAACAACAUUUUAGCUGUCUGUUGGUGUUAGCCACCCAGCUCUGCGAGAGGUGAAGGUGCCCCCGGUGUCUGGCGAUGUAGGUGUGUGAGUAUGUGUGUCUAUAUUAUUAUUAUGUAUAAGUGCGGUGUUGCUGACACCCAGAUGACCCAGUCCAUGUAUUUGGUGUUUUACUGAAUGUCCAGGGGGAGGACGAGACACAGAUUCUGUCAGUGGGAGGAACAUCACGCAGUCGGAGGCAAGGAGGUUGUUGUAGUAAAGGUAUAAAUUAUUUCCCCUGCCGUCCUUUGUUGAUGUAACAACAGCUUGGCAGUGUUCAGUCCAUGUUCACUGUCUGGAGACCAGUUGUUGUCAGUGGACUGAAAUCAUAGGAUCUUUUUCGCUGUCGUCCUCGUCCUCUGUCUGAAGGACUCUGUGCCUGCGAGUGAGUGUUCAUGUGUGUCUGUGUGCAUCUUGUGUACAUAUAAGUCUCUCUCUGUGUGUGUGUGUGUGUGUGUGUGUGUGUGUGUGUGUGUGUGUGUGUGUGUGUGUGUGUGUAGUGUGUGUGUAGUGUGUGUGUGUGUCCGCAUGGUGUACUCAAGUAUUUGCAAGUCUAUACAACCUUGCCUGUGUUUUAACAUCUUGCUGAGUUUGACUUUUCCCUCAUAUUUUGUACCACUGCUAUUGAAACUUUUAUAAAUCAAACCUGCGUACAGUAUCCGUUUCUUAAGGUGGAAAUAAAAUAAUUUUCAUUAAAAUUGUUCAAAACAA